Trifolium pratense (red clover) is the source of this 1682-nucleotide messenger RNA. RefSeq names its product acetyl-coenzyme A carboxylase carboxyl transferase subunit beta, chloroplastic-like. Gene Ontology annotation, cellular component: acetyl-CoA carboxylase complex. Bases 155 to 1531 code for a protein of 458 amino acids. The record is from RefSeq and is a predicted model, not a curated record. The transcript is spliced from 2 exons. Gene Ontology annotation, molecular function: acetyl-CoA carboxylase activity. Gene Ontology annotation, biological process: fatty acid biosynthetic process. Lineage: Eukaryota; Viridiplantae; Streptophyta; Magnoliopsida; Fabales; Fabaceae.
UCACUUUCUCGUUUUCCUCCUAACUCCCUAACGGACUUAUCGAGGUUCAUCUCUUUCUUUCAUUCCUUCUUCUUCAGAUCUCUCCUUCUUUAUUUUCACUUUCUCUCCCCCCCCCUCUCUCUCUCUCUCUCUCUCUCUCUCUCUCUCUCUCAAAAUGCAAUCUUCUCUCUCACUCUCUUUCUCCCCCACCUCCUCUGCCACCACAAUUUCCAGAUCACAUCACUCUUUUCCACUCUUCACUGCCACCAAACCUCUCAACCUUCGUUUCUGCGGUUUCAGACGCGACGCCUUGGGUUUAGGUUUUUCAACUUCUCUCAACCGUAAUCUCCUACAGCAGCAGCUUCCCCGCCGUCAAUACUCCGUAGUAGUAUCCGAUGCGCGCUCCGACGGUGGCAGCACUUUUGGAUCUGACGAUGGCAGUACUUCUGGAUUAUCCUUCGAUUACGAUUUUUUGAUUGGUGAUGCUGGUCACGGUUCUUCUCUUCAUACUGUUGAAAAGGUUUCUUCAGCUGGGUAUGAUAAACAAGGAGUAGCUGAUUAUGCUAAUAACCUUGCUUCAAAAAUCCGUAGUAAUUUGACAAACUCCCUGGUGACAGGAGUAGACAUACUUACUGGUUUUGGUACUGAUGAUACAAAUGACACAAAUGAUACAGACAAAACAAAUGAUAUUGAUUUAGCAAGAGCUAACGAACUCAAUGUGAAUAAAGAUUAUAGCCAUUUGUGGGUUCAGUGCGAAGAUUGUUAUGGAUUAAAUUACAAGAGAUUUUUGAAAGAAAAAUUGAAUAUUUGCGAACACUGUGGAUAUCAUUUGAAAAUGAACAGUUCAGAUAGAAUCGAACUUUUGAUCGAUCCGGGUACUUGGAAUCCUAUGGAUGAAUACAUGGUCUCUCUGGAUCCCAUUGAAUUUCAUUCAGAAGAGGACCCUUAUCGUCUUGAUCCUUAUCAACAAAAAACAGGAUUACUGGAGGCUAUUCAAACAGGCACAGGUCAACUACAUGGUAUUCCCGUAGCGAUUGGUAUUAUGGAGUUUGAGUUUAUGGGGGGUAGUAUGGGAUCCGUAGUGGGUGAGAAAAUUACUCGGUUGAUUGAAUAUGCUACCAAUCAACGCUUACCUCUUAUUAUAGUAUGUGCGUCCGGAGGAGCGCGUAUGCAAGAAGGAAGUUUGAGCUUAAUGCAAAUGGCUAAAAUUUCUUCGGCUUUACAUGAGUAUCAAACCAAUCAAAAGUUAUUCUAUGUACCGAUACUUACAUCUCCUACGACUGGUGGAGUAACGGCUAGUUUUGGGAUGUUGGGGGAUAUCUCUAUUGUUGAACCAGACGCAACCAUUGCAUUUGCAGGUAAAAGAGUAAUUGAACAAACGUUGAAUUUGGAAGUGCCUGAAGGUUCACAAUCAGCUGAAUUUUUAUUCGAAAAGGGUUUAUUUGAUUCAAUGGUACCGCGUAAUCUUUUAAAGGAGGUUUUAAAGGAGUUAUUUCAGUUCCAUGGUUUCUUUCCUUUGACUCAAAAUGUAAAAGGAGAAGAUACAGAUUAAACUGAAAUGUACUGAAUAUCAAUCCAUGCUUGUACUGAAUAUUUUAAUAUGUAGAUUAUCUAUAUCAAUCCGGCGUUGUACUGCAUUUUUUUUUUGUACAAUGUACUGAAUUUUUUUUUUUUAGAUCAACUGAAUAUUUUUAUUUUUAUCA